AUUAAAUAUAUCUGAAAAUGCCAUAAUUCCAAAGAAAGUAAUAAGAUGAGGGCCUUUUGAAAGUCAUAACAGUAGCAUGACUCAUUCAAGUCUAUCUAAAUCUAGCUCCAGAAUGCCUGCCAACUCUGUGAGACAAGUUAUGCCUGUUAAAUUCUUUUUAAUUUAAUUGCCGCCAUUGUAAACACUAAAGCCUUGACACAGACCAACAACUGAACCAAGUCUUGGUUGGCCCAUGGAGGGUGGCUUGCCCGUCUGGCGGCCUGUUUUCCUGGGAGAGAGCAGUUUGUGUGUGGAGGCCCCUCGACGGGGGGGUGAGCAGUUCAAAAGUUAUUUUGAAAGUGACCCCAGCCAACUGAGUUGGACCAGGCAGGGGCGCGCGCACAUACACCAUACACGCACAGACCCCCUCUCUCUCACACACGUACAUAUAGGCAGCUGUUCCGCGGCGUGUCAGAAGAUGACGGACACAGUUGUCGCAGAGGGACAAGUAAAAUUCAGAGAUGGGAAAAAGUGGAAGAGUCGCUGGGUCACGUUGCGGAAGCCGUCCCCAGUCGCAGACUGCCUCUCUCUCCUGGUCUACAGGGACAAGUCUGAUAAGGUCAAAGGUCGUGGUGAGCGACUGAGGUUGACCCUGGAGGGUAUCUGCGGGGUGGAGUCGGGUUCGGGCUACGACGGGGUCGCCCACGCCCUCUCCAUCCUCUGUCUGGGGCGGACCGUGGCCCUGGGUUUCGACAGCAGAGAGGGGCUCUCCGCAUGGGACGCCAGGAUAAGAUACAGCCUAGGGGAAGUCCACAGAUUCAGUGUAGGUGUCCAGCCGGGAACUAAGCUAGAGUCUGGCCCCGCCUCACUCCACCUGUGUAACAAUCUAUUGGUCCUCACCAGGGACCUCCCCCCGACCAUGAUUGGCCAGUGGAGGCUGUCAGACCUGAGGCGAUACGGUGCCGUGCCCAAUGGCUUUGUGUUUGAGGGCGGGACUAGAUGUGGCUACUGGGCUGGGGUAUUCUUCCUGUCCAGUUCAGAAGGAGAACAGAUCAGUUUCCUGUUUGACUGUAUCGUUAGAGGCAUCUCUCCCAGUCGACCACCGAGUGAUGUCAGACCCAACCUACCUGGCAUAGAUCCUGUUGCUACCCAGACCUCCUCAGAGGAGAGGAUAAGCCAUGAAGCGUCAGACCUGGAGAGAAGACUCAGUAGACUGUCCCACUGUAGUUCACAGAGCAGCACAGCCUCAGCCUACAGUUACAGCACGUCUGUUGUGAGAGACGACCGGAGCAGCAUGUCAUCGUCCUCUUCUGAGACAAGCCAAUCCGAUAUAAGCUUCGGAAGCCACCUCCCCUUGUGGGUGGAGCCAAGACGUCCCACUUCCUCAACUGAAACCCUAUCAGCCCCUUCCAAUGGGAGGUCCUCAACCAAUCCAGAUGAGCGUCUCUACGCCGCAGUCAUGAACCGCCUUUCUUCCAAGCAAACUUCCCGCACUCGCGGCCUCAACGACAGCGGGCGCCAAAGCUCAUUGGACAGCGGAAUCGGAAUAGCCACCACCGGCAGCCAAUCGUCCUACUCCGGCAGCUUCUCUUCCUGCACAGGGAGUCUGGACACAGGCAGUCAGGAAGGGGGGGAGGAGUUUGGCUCUCUGAUUAGUCUGCCACCUCCUCUUUCUUCCCCAACUCAAUCAAAUCCUCCACCUCCUCUGUCCGUAUUGAAUCCCGAGCCCAGACCCCUCUCCCCCUCAACUCCCCCUUCCUCCUGUCCCUCCCCCUUCAGGACUAGCAUUUCCAGCUCCCCCCAUGAGCUGAUUGAGGAAUGCCAGACACCCAGCCUGCUCCAGCCACGCUACGACACCCCCAGGACCCUGCUCCAGAGCCUGGCCUUCAGGGAUCCAGCAGCCCAGGGAGGAGCGCCCAAACCGGGGAGGGAAAGGUGGGUCGAUUGGGGUGGUCACCGAGCAAAGAGCCAGGGACAGGGCUGUCCUUCCCACGCGACAGAGGACUUUCUCCAGCGGGCAGGGACUCCGAGGCAGGCCGCUGGGGAGUGGUCCCUGUCCCGGAGCAAUGAAAGGACACCCCCUCUGGACAGCGGUGGACGAUGCAGCCCUGCACCCCCUAGGCCCGCCCCUUCCCUCAGACCCCUGCUGCUUCCUGGCUGCCCAGUGUGUGGAAGAACGCAGUGUAGUCACCAGGGUAUUGAUCAGAACUACAUUACCCAUGAGCAAUGGUUCUCCGCUAGGAAGCCAGACAUUACGCAGGCAAACAGCCCUUCACAUUCAGGACCUUCAACACCCUCACCAGGGGGAGGCUUCCCAUUCACUCUGCAUGCUUCCUCCGUGAUGAGGUCAUCAUCGUUGGACAGGCACCCGCAUCACCACAGUGACCCCAGUGUCAACUAUGUCAACAUCCCGGUUAGCCCUGUGGUUAAAGCUAACACUGGCAGAGAGCUGCUCUACAUGGAGCUGGAUCUACUGAAGCCCGGUGCAGGCCCAGUUUCCACCAACACCACUGCAGCAAGAGGUAACUCUUUGCAGCUGCGCAGACCCAGGGGCUCCACCAAGUACGCCUGCAUAGACAUCCCAGCCACUGAGACGGCUCAGAGGGUGGGAGCAGAACACGCCCAGGGGAGACGGGACCGGCUGACAGAGCUGGAGCACCGGACUGCUGCACAGACACUUAGGAGGGGUGCUGCGCAAUAACACCCCCCCCCCCC
This is a messenger RNA of Esox lucius (northern pike), 2694 nucleotides long. It is a transcript of the gene dok7b, whose product is annotated as docking protein 7. Gene Ontology annotation, biological process: positive regulation of protein tyrosine kinase activity; neuromuscular junction development. The record is from RefSeq and is a predicted model, not a curated record. The transcript has 11 exons. Bases 233 to 2680 code for a protein of 815 amino acids. NCBI's taxonomy places the organism in Eukaryota, Metazoa, Chordata, Actinopteri, Esociformes, Esocidae. Gene Ontology annotation, molecular function: protein kinase binding.